Molecule: messenger RNA, 5575 nt
Organism: Aspergillus ruber CBS 135680
Lineage: Eukaryota; Fungi; Ascomycota; Eurotiomycetes; Eurotiales; Aspergillaceae
Product: clathrin heavy chain
Exons: 6
Coding region: 177-5222 (1681 amino acids)
Biological process (GO): Golgi to endosome transport; receptor-mediated endocytosis; intracellular protein transport
Cellular component (GO): clathrin coat of coated pit; clathrin coat of trans-Golgi network vesicle; clathrin complex
Molecular function (GO): clathrin light chain binding; structural molecule activity
Source: RefSeq, a predicted model, not a curated record
CAUCAAUCUAUCCAUCUUCGAACAACCUCUCCUCCUUGUCCUUAUUUUCCUUUCUCAUUCUCUCUUUUGCUCCUCCUUACCAUCAAUUCCUUUCUCUUAUCUGCUCUUUCGGUUCGGUUUUUGCUGGCGUUGUUUACUGGGGUGGAUGAGGUCGUCCUCCGGCCUUGAUAGUAAAUAUGGCUCCUCUACCCAUUAAGUUCACGGAGCUGGUCAAUUUGACCAACGCUGAAAUCGCGCCCUCCUCUAUUGGCUUCAACUCAUGUACUUUAGAAUCGGAUCACUACCUCUGUGUUCGCCAGAAACUCAGCGAAGAUGACAAGCCCCAAGUGAUUAUCAUCAACCUCAAGAAUAAUAAUGAAGUCAUCAAACGGCCGAUCAACGCGGACAGUGCUAUUAUGCACUGGACCAAGAACAUCAUCGCCCUCAAAGCGCAAGGACGGACAAUUCAGAUCUUCGACCUAUCGGCAAAGCAAAAGCUGAAGUCGGCGGUUAUGAACGAGGAUGUCGUGUACUGGAAGUGGUUUAGCGAUACGAGUUUGGGUUUGGUGACAGACGUUUCUGUCUACCACUGGGAUGUCUUUGAGCCCACUCAGUCCCAGCCUAUUAAGAUCUUCGACCGUCUUCCUAAUCUGAGCGGAUGCCAAAUCAUCAACUACCGUGUCAACGACGACGAGAAGUGGAUGGUCGUGGUUGGUAUCAGCCAGCAGCAGGGACGUGUCGUUGGAUCGAUGCAGCUGUUUUCCAAAGACCGUGGGAUAUCGCAGUUCAUUGAAGGCCAUGCGGCCGCUUUCGCUUCGAUUAGGGUCGAGGGUUCUCCACUGGAACACAAGCUCUUCACAUUCGCCGUUCGAACCCAGACGGGCGCCAAACUGCAGAUCGCCGAAAUUGACCACCAAGAGCCCAACCCACGCUUCCAGAAGAAGGCUGUGGAGGUCUACUUCCCACAAGAGGCAGUCAACGAUUUCCCCGUCGCCAUGCAGGUCUCCAGGAAGUACGAUGUCGUGUACCUGGUCACCAAGUACGGUUUCAUUCACCUCUAUGACCUCGAGACUGGCACCUGCAUCUUCAUGAACCGAAUCUCCAGUGAAACGAUCUUUACGACCGCCCCUGACUCCGACUCUGCUGGUCUGGUUGGUGUGAACCGCAAGGGCCAGGUCCUGUCUGUCAGCGUCGACGAAAGCACCAUUGUUCAGUAUCUGAUGGAAAACCCUGCCAUGUCUGGGCUGGCGGUGAAGCUUGCCUCCAAAGCUGGACUCCCUGGAGCCGAUCAUCUUUACCAGCAGCAGUUCGACAGCUUGAUCACCCAAGGCAACUAUCCCGAAGCCGCCAAGAUCGCUGCCAACUCCCCCCGUGGGUUCCUCCGUACCCCGGAGACGAUCAACCGCUUCAAGAACGCCCCUCAGACCGGCCAGAUGUCUGUCAUUCUGCAGUACUUUGGUAUGCUAUUGGACAAGGGCGGUCUCAACAAGUACGAAAGUGUUGAACUUGUCCGACCCGUCCUGCAGCAGAACCGGAAGCACUUGCUGGAGAAGUGGAUGCGCGAGGAGAAGCUCGAGUCAUCUGAAGAGCUUGGAGACAUCGUUCGUCCCUUUGACAUGAACCUUGCUCUGUCAAUCUACCUGCAGGCCAAUGUUCCCCACAAGGUCAUUGCUGGGUUUGCUGAGACUGGCCAAUUUGACAAGAUCCUUGCCUAUUCCAAGCAAGUCGGCUACCAGCCCGACUACACCCAGCUCCUGCAGCACAUUGUCCGCGUGAACCCCGAAAAGGGUGCUGAGUUUGCUUCCCAACUCGCCAACGAAGACACCGGCGCUCUCAUUGACCUUGACCGUGUUGUGGACGUCUUCCUGUCUCAGAACAUGAUCCAGCAGGCCACUUCCUUCCUGCUUGAUGCCUUGAAGGACAACAAGCCCGAGCAGGGCCACCUACAGACACGGCUGUUGGAGAUGAACCUUGUCAAUGCCCCGCAGGUCGCAGAUGCCAUCCUUGGUAAUGAGAUCUUCACACACUACGACCGCCCCCGGAUUUCCCAGCUUUGCGAGAACGCAGGUCUCAUACAACGUGCGUUGGAGAACACCGAUGACACCGCCGCGAUCAAGCGCAACAUUGUCCGCACCGACCAGCUCAGCCCCGAAUGGUUGAUAAACUACUUUGGCAACCUCUCGGUCGAGCAGAGCAUUGAUUGCCUCGAUACUAUGAUGGCCGUGAACAUCCGCCAGACUCUGCAGUCUGUCGUGCAGAUCGCCACCAAGUUCUCCGACCUUCUCGGAUCCGGCCGUCUUAUUUCUCUUCUGGAGAAGUACCGCACCGCCGAAGGUUUGUACUACUACCUUGGGAGUAUUGUCAACCUGAGCGAAGACUCCGAGGUCCACUUCAAGUACAUUGAGGCUGCUACAGCUAUGGGCCAGCUCACGGAGGUCGAGCGCAUUUGCCGUGAAAGCAACUAUUACAACCCGGAGAAGGUGCGGAACUUCCUGAAGGAAGCCCGCCUGACCGAACAGCUUCCGCUUAUCAUCGUCUGCGACCGCUUCAACUUUAUCCACGACCUGGUUCUGUACCUCUACCAGAACCAGCAGUACAAGUCCAUCGAGGUCUACGUGCAGCGUGUUAACCCCUCUCGUGCUCCGGCUGUCGUCGGUGGUCUUUUGGACGUCGACUGUGACGAGGGCAUCAUCAAGAACCUUCUGUCCACUGUUGAUCCAGCGCUUAUUCCAAUUGAUGAGCUGGUGGCUGAGGUCGAGAAGCGGAACAGACUGAAGCUGCUUUUGCCUUUCCUUGAAGCAACUCUUGCGACCGGCAACCAGCAGCAGGCUGUCUACAAUGCUCUCGCCAAGAUCUAUAUUGACAGCAACAACAACCCUGAGAAGUUCCUCCAGGAGAACGACAUGUACGACACCUUGACUGUCGGAAAAUACUGUGAGAAGCGCGACCCCCACCUUGCGCACAUUGCGUACAAGAAAGGCCAGAAUGACCUGGAGCUCAUCAACAUUACCAACGAGAACUCGAUGUACCGGGCGCAAGCUCGCUACCUCGUCGAACGUGCCGACUCGGAAAUCUGGUCGUUCGUUUUGAGCGAGAAUAAUGUGCACCGACGUUCCAUGGUUGACCAGGUCAUUGCAACUGCUGUUCCUGAGUCGACUGAGCCCGACAAGGUUUCCAUCGCCGUCAAGGCUUUCCUUGAUGCCGACCUUCCUGGUGAGCUGAUUGAGCUGCUGGAAAAGAUCAUCCUCGAACCCUCGCCGUUCAGUGAUAACACCAGUUUGCAGAACCUCAUGAUGUUGACUGCCGCCAAGGCCGAUAAAGGUCGCCUCAUGGAUUACAUCCACCAGCUCAACGAGUUCAGUGCGGAUGAGAUUGCUGAGAUGUGUAUCUCUGUUGGACUCUACGAGGAGGCGUUCGAGAUCUACAAAAAGGUCAACAACUACAUCGCUGCCGUCAAUGUACUUGUCGAGAACAUCGUCAGCAUCGACCGUGCCCAGGAGUUUGCUGAGCGCGUGGAGUUGCCCGAUGUGUGGAGCAAGGUCGCCAAGGCCCAGCUCGAUGGUCUUCGUGUGUCCGAUUCGAUCGAGUCGUACAUCCGUGCAGACGAUCCCUCGAAUUAUAACGAAGUAAUUGACACCGCAACCCACGCUGGCAAGGAUGAGGAUCUCGUCAAGUUCCUGAGAAUGGCCCGCAAGACGUUGCGUGAGCCCGCCAUCGACACCGGUUUGGCUUUCUGCUUCGCACGUCUUGACCAGCUCGCCGAGCUGGAGGACUUCCUCCGUGCCACCAACGUUGCGGACGUCGAAGCCUCCGGUGAUAAGGCAUACGAGGAGGGUUACCAUGAGGCCGCUAAGAUCUUCUACACCAGCAUCUCCAACUGGGCCAAGUUGGCCACUACUCUGGUGCACUUGGCGGACUACCAAGCUGCUGUGGAGUGUGCACGCAAGGCCAACAGCGUCAAGGUCUGGAAGCAGGUCAACGAGGCAUGCGUCAACAAGAAGGAAUUCCGCCUGGCACAGAUUUGUGGCCUCAACCUUAUCGUACACGCUGAAGAACUGCAAGACCUUGUUCGCCAGUACGAGCGUAACGGCUACUUUGACGAACUCAUUGGUGUUCUCGAGGCUGGUCUGGGUCUGGAGCGGGCUCACAUGGGUAUGUUCACCGAGCUUGGUAUCGCCCUGUCCAAGUACCACCCCGAUCGGGUCAUGGAGCACCUCAAGCUCUUCUGGUCUCGUAUCAACAUCCCCAAGAUGAUCCGUGCUUGUGAGGAAGCCAGCCUCUGGCCAGAAUUGGUGUUCUUGUACUGCCACUACGACGAAUGGGACAAUGCUGCUCUGGCGAUGAUGGAGCGUGCUGCCGACGCGUGGGAGCACCACUCGUUCAAGGACAUCAUCGUCAAGGUUGCCAACCUCGAAAUCUACUACCGGGGACUGAACUUCUAUCUCCAAGAGCAGCCCUUGCUUCUCACGGAUCUGCUCCAGGUCUUGACUCCUCGCAUUGACGUCAACCGUGUUGUGCGCAUCUUCCAUGCCUCGGACAAUAUCCCUCUGAUUAAGCCAUUCUUGUUGAACGUGCAGACCCAGAACAAGCGGGCAGUAAACGACGCCAUCAACGACUUGCUGAUUGAAGAAGAGGACUACAAGACUCUCCGCGACUCAGUGGACAACUACGACAACUUCGAUUCCGUGGAACUCGCCCAGCGAUUGGAGAAGCAUGAUCUGAUCUUUUUCCGCCAGAUCGCCGCCAGCAUCUACCGCAACAACAAACGAUGGGAGAAGUCGAUUACGCUGUCGAAGCAGGACAAGCUCUACAAGGAUGCCAUUGAGACCGCUGCUAUCUCUGGCAAGUCCGAUGUUGUCGAGGAGCUCCUUCGCUACUUUGUCGAUAUUGGCAGCCGUGAGUGCUACGUUGGUAUGCUGUACGCCUGCUAUGACCUGAUCCGACCGGAUGUGAUCAUGGAGGUGUCGUGGCGCCACGGCCUCCACGAUUUCACGAUGCCCUUUAUGAUCAACUUCUUGUGCGAGCAGACGCGGGCGAUCGAGAUGCUCAAGAAGGACAACGAGGAGCGCAAGUCACGAGAGACGACGCAGAAGAAGGAUGAAGAUAACACCCCGAUCCUGGGCGGCUCGCGGUUGAUGUUGACGCAGGGACCGGCCCAGGCGCCUCCACCCAUGGCCAGCCCCAUGCCGUACGGCCAAGCCAAUGGUCUCACACCCCAGACCACUGGAUUCCGUCCGUUCUAAUCGCAUUUUCUCAUACUUAAUUCCCGAUAUCUACUCUAGUGUUAUUUUUUCAUUUCCUGUUGUCAUUUGAAAUUUCUUUAGUUAUUUUUGUUUGUGUAUAACAAGAAGCGCAAUGGAUGAACCAUGGUAACCACCCCGCAUCAUGGAAAAAUGACAGUCGGAGGAAAACCGGCGGAAGGUCGGUUGUGGAGAGGACGAGAUUUUUAGUACAAUGGUUUUUUUCUUUUUCUAUUUCCUAUUUGCUUUGCGUGAUUGGAACCGUUGUCAGCAUAGACUUAUCAAAACUCUUAUUCCUGGUAUUAUGUACACUACAAUGCAUAAGUGAGAGACCAUCCACGUGAGCCCACAUCCUU